Anolis carolinensis (green anole) is the source of this 4705-nucleotide messenger RNA. RefSeq names its product signal peptide peptidase like 2A (gene sppl2a). Gene Ontology annotation, cellular component: lumenal side of endoplasmic reticulum membrane; cytoplasmic side of endoplasmic reticulum membrane; Golgi-associated vesicle membrane. Bases 350 to 1687 code for a protein of 445 amino acids. The record is from RefSeq and is a predicted model, not a curated record. Gene Ontology annotation, molecular function: aspartic endopeptidase activity, intramembrane cleaving. Gene Ontology annotation, biological process: membrane protein proteolysis. NCBI's taxonomy places the organism in Eukaryota, Metazoa, Chordata, Lepidosauria, Squamata, Anolidae. The transcript is spliced from 16 exons.
GACAGGUAUCACAAGAUGGUCAUCUGUCGGUAGGGCUUUGAUGGCAUCCCCCUGCCUGGCAGAAAAGGGCUGGACUGGAUGACCCCCUUGGGGCAAUGGUUCUCAACCUGUGAGUCCUUCUGGUCUCAAAAAUCCUAAGGUGAGCGCUCAAGAAGCUGUCUUGCAUGCUGUUAACAUUGAUGAUACUCAGUUAACAAGAGACUACUGUAUAUCUUAUAAUAAAAAUUGGACUUCCCUUCCCAGUACUUUAACUAACCUUACUUAUACAAGGCUGGAAAUCUUGACACCCAUAUUACUUUGCAGUCAGUCUGAUGUUACCCAUGACAUCCGCCACAAAGCAGUUGUAGUAAUGCGGGGAAACUGCACUUUUCUGGAAAAGGCAGAAAUUGCCCAAAUUCUGGGUGCUGAAAUGCUGCUGAUUGCCAGUGACACUGGUUUGCCGAUUCCUUCUGGCAACAAGACAAACAAUCUCACCAUCCCAAUCGCACUUAUAAGAAAUAAGGAUAUAAUCGAUUUGAAAACGGCACUUGGAAAAAAUAUUAUUGUGGCACUGUACUCGCCACCUAUUCCAAGCUUUGACCCAAGUAUGGUUAUAAUAUUUACAAUUGCCGUGCUGUGUGUGACGUUGGGUGGCUACUGGAGUGGAAUGGCAGAGCUAGAGAAACUAAAGGCGGUCUCAGGCUCUGGAAGCACUGAUUCAUCAAGUAGUGAAGAAAAUGUUACUUUAACCCCUGUGACAGUUGUAAUCUUUGUUGCCAUGUGUUGCGUUAUGCUAGUCUUGAUGUACUUCUUCUACAAAUGGUUAGUAUAUUUCAUCAUUGCAGUUUUCUGCAUUGCAUCCUCAAUGAGCCUAUACAGCUGCCUUUCUGCGUUAGUUAAAAAAAUACCUUACGGACGCUGCAGGUUUCCAUGCUGUAACAAUUUCCUUGAAGUACGGCUCUUUUUUCUUGCUGCAUUUUGCGCAGCUUUCGCUAUUGUUUGGGUUGUGUUUCGGAAUGAAAAUAGCUGGGCUUGGAUUUUGCAAGAUAUCUUGGGAAUUGCUUUCUGCGUGCACUUCAUCAAAACAGUAAAAAUUCCCAACUUCAAGUCGUGUGUGAUUUUCCUAGUCCUCCUCCUUGUAUAUGACGUAUUUUUUGUCUUCAUUACACCGUUUUUCACAAAGAGUGGAGAAAGUAUCAUGGUUGAAGUGGCAGCUGGUCCAUUUGAAAGCAGUGAAAAGAAUGAUGGAAACUUGGUGGAAGGAUCUGCUGAGCGGUCAGCUCCUCAUGAGAAAUUGCCAGUGGCAAUGAAAGUACCUAGGAUGGAAUUCUCAGCAAUGACAUUGUGUUUUUCGCCAUUUUCAUUACUUGGAUUUGGAGAUAUUGUUGUGCCAGGCCUCCUGAUUGCUUAUUGUCACAGGUUUGAUGUUCAUACCAGCUCCCCCUCUGUGUAUUUCUUUUCCUGUGUUAUAGCUUAUUCUGUAGGCAUGUUGAUCACAUUUGUGGGUCUUGUGCUAAUGAAGAGCGCACAACCUGCACUCCUCUAUUUAGUGCCAUGCACACUUAUUACCAGCACGCUAGUGGCUUUGUAUCGCAAAGAGUUGAAAAAGUUCUGGAAUGGCAAUAGCUAUCAGGUGAUGGAUCCCGUAGAUUCUGCUGCUAAUGAAGAAAACCCUACAGAAGCCAGUGAACAACAGCAAGGACAAUAACAUGACAUCUAAAAUAACGGUUAUGAUUUUCUACUCAAUUAAUAGAGACUGGUCUAAAUUUUUAAACUGGAAAAUUUCUUACAGAUUAUUAUGAGAAGAAUUGCCUUUUUUACACUUGCACAUAUAUUUUUGUGAAAAUGUUUACUGUCAAUGCAUAUCAGAAUGCUUUAAAUCCAUAUUUUUUUAAAGUGCCAAACUUAUAUUCAAUAAGCCUGUGCCUUCAGAAGGGUGUUCCCUAUGAGAUGGAUACUACUUCCAAAUUAUUGUGUAUAAGGCUUUCUGACUAAUAUCUUAUUACAGGUGUUUAGCUGCCACAGGGGAUAAAUUAAAUAUAUCGCACAGAUUGUUUGGCUGGCUGUCAAUGCAGAAUUAUGCUUUGGUUGGACCAUAGAUAACCAGGCAAAUAUAAUUAGCCGGUGAUUUUGCAGCAUGAGGUAAGGCUGGAUUACGGUUAACCUGAGAUCAUUUCGUAAUAGCCUCCUAGGCCAGUUCUUCCUGGAUCAACCACAACUGUCUUUUGGGCCAUUUGAUACUUUUUCAAGCCAGUUUAUUUUCUUUCGCUAGUUGCAAUAUCAGUUGAACAAUAACACGGAAUAUAUAAGAAGCGAGAAAAUGGUUUUGUUUUAAACACAAAUGAAUGUCUAAAAGAUAUCCUCACGCCAAGGAUUUCGUAAUUUUUUUUAAUCAUUCAGGGCUAACUAAAUAUGUUCAUUGCCUCUCUUGCAUCAAUAUAGAGGAAUUUAAAAAAAUCUUAGGUGUGAAGGAAUGGAACAUGUAGUUGCCUAUUCCCCCUGCAGAAAUGCAGUUUGGUUUCAAUAAAGGAGUAUCCUGCCACAACAUUUAAUUGUAUAAUACAAAUAAUAAUCUGUGUGUUGAAGAUGUGGUAGUUAUUCCUAUAGAGCUUAAGAUUUUGCCCCUUUUGUGCUAGUUUUUACUUCUGUUUUGCAUUUUUAGCAUUUGAGAAUGCAUUAAAAGGUGACUUUGAAUUUAAAGAAUUUCACAGAUAUCUAUCUGUGACCACAUUUUCAUCACCUUUCCUUUGGAAAGAAUAAUGAAGAAAAAAGCCCAAAGUUUGAGCAGCAGCAUUUUAACACCAAAGAUACUUGGGAUAAUCUGAAAACCACCGCCUUAGACUUGAUUUAGGAGAGCAGCAACCCUACAGGAAAUGUUUCAUCUUCUUUCUUGCAACGGAGGAGGAAAUUGGAAGCUUGUGGUUUUAAACUAACUAGUUUUGCAUGCUGUUUGAACUGCAUUUAUUAGCCAAGAAGUGAAAUGUGAUGUGAUCAUGACUAGUUCUCUCCAUUGUUUCCUCCUAAGUUUGGCUAUCGUUUGAAAUUAGUGUCCAAAGCAUUUGCUGAGAUGUGAAAGAGAAGGAGAGGGGAGGCCAUUGCUCAUUCUAAUUGAUUUUGAUAGUACAAAUUUUCUAGUUUCAUAAUUUAUGGUCCUCCUCUAGGAAGUAUAAAAAUACCCCUCAUUACCCCUGUGCUUUACGGCACUUGAACAUAAUCUGAAGGUUUGUCCAUAUGUUGUGAGAUGGGAGAAAGACCCAGAAAAUAGAAGUUACUCUAAACAUCUGUGUCCCAUGUUGAAUAAAAAGCUGGAUUGUUUAGGUUUCUAAAGAGAAUAGGUUCCCUUCCUCAGACAUCCCCUUCACUCACUGUGUGGACAGUGGGAGGAAAGACUGUCAGUUCCUUCAUUAAGGCAAUAAACUAUAAUAUAAACAUUGAGGUCUUUUCCUGAAGCAGGACAUGAGUAGCCUUGAGUUUUAUACUGAGGGGAAGACCAUAGUUGGAAGGGAUAUGUUUACAGUCUCUUGUAACUGCAAGCACAAUCUACCAAGACUUUCUCCUGUAUACACUCAAUUUAAAUGAGUGGAAGUUUCAUAAAAUUACCUGUGUAACAGUUUUAGUUCACUGAGGCUUUCAAUGUAGAUUGAUGUACUUGUCAAAGGAGAUAUUUUCUCCCGCUCACUGAAACAGAUCAAUAAACUGAAUGCAUUGGAUAUAGCUAAGGCCACUAAAUGAUUUUCAGGUAAGCGAUUCACCCACAAGGUUUACAAGCCUGAGAAACUUGAAGUGAAAACCAUCAAGUGGUUUCAUCCCAUCCCCUAACAGAAGCCUUUUAGAUCAUUCUGCAGUUGGCAUUAACCAAUUAAAACACUGCCAGACUUAGAUCCUUUCUGUAGUUAAAAAGUAAAUAAACCUGAUCAGUGGAGUUACAUCAUGGCUUUGGGAAAGCCUCUUAAACUGCUUUUGAUUCGGGGUGGGAGAGCAAUAUUGUAGCUUAAACCCCGUUUCUUUGGAGUCAUCUGCAGUGAAAUUGAAGAGGAAUUUCCUUUAUCUAUCUUGAGAAAAUUGGAAAUAUAGUGGUCUCUUUUUACAUUACGGUUUUGCUAUAAAGACCUCUUUUUCUAAGCCUCCAGUGGUGUAUUUUGGUAUCUGCUAGUACCGAAAUUUUGGUUUUCUUCCCUUCCCACUCCUGCUAUCACUCUUUGUGGGGCCAUAGACAGACUACAAAAGGUUUCUAAGCUCUGCAGUGUUUUAAAACAUAAGCAGGGAAGGCCUCCAAGAAGUAGAAGGGAUUGCUGGUUUUGCUGGAAGCAAUAGGACUAAGCAGAAAUACCCUACUGGCUCUAUGGCUCAAGAUAUGAUCAACUUCCAGGACUGUCAUAUGCUGUUGUUGAUUCUGUAAUAUUAAAUUAACAGGAUGUGCAUGGAUUAUUAAAAAUAGUAGUUUGGUGGAUAGUUUGGCAAUUGGCUAUUGAAUAGCAUGUCAUUAAUAUAGAGCUGAGUAGAAUUAACCUUGAUGGCUUUUAUGUGUUUGAAAAAUCUAGUUGGCCUUCUCCACUUUAAAAGCCUUAAUAACAAUAACAAUAAUCAAAAUGCAGUCAUGGCCGUGAUUCUGAUAACUACCUUCUUUUUCCACUUGACCUCUGAAAACCUGUAUAUUUGUUUUCUAAGACUGUUAUCAUUUAGAGCAAUAUUUGGUAUUUAAUAAAGACUUUCAUAAUAAUUGAAA